Microbotryum saponariae is the source of this 1087-nucleotide messenger RNA. Lineage: Eukaryota; Fungi; Basidiomycota; Microbotryomycetes; Microbotryales; Microbotryaceae. The record is from the annotation of a GenBank genome assembly.
AUGCCUACCCGAUUCAGCAAGACACGCAAGCACAGGGGUCACGUCUCGGCCGGUCACGGUCGUGUCGGCAAGCACCGCAAGCAUCCGGGUGGACGUGGUUUGGUACGUCUUCACAGCGCUCUGGCCCCCGGUGAUCGGCUACAGAGUACCCAUUCCUCGUUCCACUCUUCUUCUUACAGGCAGGUGGACAACAUCAUCACCGAACCAACUUCGAUAAGGUGAGCAGCACACCCCACGAGACGGCCCCGUCCCUCAGGCCUCAGCCCUGCGACGUAUGCAAAUUGCGGCCUACCGAUCUCGCGUUGGCGGUAGGCCUGCGCUACAACGACCAGCAAAGCCGGGCAGGACGGGGACGGGUCCCACGGGAGGAAGAGUCCUAGCUUGAUGCGAACGGGGUACUGAUGUUGAUUCUCAAUGGUGAACAGUACCAUUACGGAUACUUCGGUAAAGUUGGUAUGAGGCAUUUCCACAAGAACAAGGCCGCCCUGUGGCGCCCUGUCGUCAACUGCGACAAGCUCGCUGUGAGUAUACCCUCUCUCUUUCUACGAUCGGCUCGCUUUGGACGCCAUGGCCAUCACAAGUCGACCACAUCGUACUUGGAACCUACCUUGAGGUCCGAGACAUGGCAGACGGGGAACGAUGGGACACCGGACAGCAUCACGUGGGCAAGGGAGACACGCAGCGGCGAGGUAGAGGCCGACACGAUGGAUGGAAGCAUGCCGAGCUUGAACGACGUCAUUACGGACACGAGCAACGAGCCGAAUGCUAACAUCUACCUGGAACCUAUCGUCGCACAGUCCCUUAUCCCUGAAGCCCAACGAAAGGGUCUUUCCGCCGAUUCCGCCGUCGUCCCCGUUGUUGAUACUCUCGCUGCCGUAGGUCUACCACCGAACGAACUCAAUCCUGUCUUUGAAGGGGACCUCCUAGGGCUGACUUGUUUGAAAUUUCCUCCUUUCAGGGCUACGGCAAGGUCCUGGCCAAGGGUCGAUUGCCCGCCUUCCCCAUCAUCCUCAAGGCCCGAUACGUCUCCCGUCGUGCCGAACAAAAGAUCGUCGAGGCCGGUGGUGUCGUCUCGAUCGUCGCAUAA